Messenger RNA from Quercus robur (English oak), 906 nucleotides. Its product is annotated as 2-oxoglutarate-dependent dioxygenase AOP3-like. The record is from RefSeq and is a predicted model, not a curated record. Gene Ontology annotation, molecular function: dioxygenase activity. Lineage: Eukaryota; Viridiplantae; Streptophyta; Magnoliopsida; Fagales; Fagaceae. The transcript has 5 exons.
AUGGCUAUCCAAACACGGGCCAAGAUUCCAGUUCUUGAUUUUUCUAGUGAGGACUUGAAGCCUGGUACAGGUUCAUGGUUCUCAAUGCGCAAACAAGUUUGCCAUGCACUUAAAGAGUAUGGUUGUUUUGUAGUAGAACUUGGCCAUAAAGUUUCUUUACAACUUUACAAUAAAAUCUUUGAUGCAGUGGGUGAGUUGUUUGAUUUUCCCACAGAAACCAAAAAGAAAAUCACUUAUGAAAAGCCUUUCCACGGCUAUGCCUCUAGUGCUCUCCACGAACGUUUGGUGAUUGAUAAUUUGUCACCUUAAAGAGUUGUGAAAAAAUGGUGAAAUUUGUUUGAGAUUGCAGAUUCAUAUGUGAAGCAGAUGGAAGAAUUAGAUAAAAUGGUGAUGAGAUUGGUAUUUGAAAACUAUGGUGCAGAGAAAUACCAUAACUCUCACAUGGAAUCAACUACUCAUACUGUCGCAUUUCUAAAUUAUAAUGAACCUCAAAAGACAGGGACCAACACAGGCCUUAAAAACCACACGGACAAACACUUCACUUUCAUACUUCAUCAAAAUCGUAUAAAGGGCCUUAAGAUAAAAACUAAGAAUGAUGAAUGGAUUGGUUUUGAUCCCUCCCCUUCCACCUUUAUAUUCUUAGCAACUGAUGCACUCCAGGUAUGGAGCAAUGACAGGAUACAAGCUUGCAUCCAACGAGUUACACUGAGUACUGAAAAUGAGAUUAGAUAUUCACUCGAGUUGUUUGCAUUCAAUGAUGGGUCAAUAUGUGUGCCAGAAGAAUUAAAUUUUGAUGAAGAUCACCCUUUACAAUACCGUCCAUUAAAUAUUCUUGAAUAUUUCAAAGUACAAAAAGCACAAGCUAGUCACGGAGAACUUUCAGUCAAAGCCUUUUGUGGUGUUUGA